CAAAGUAGACUUUCGUGAAAGAGAUGUGCAAACACAUAUUCGAGAUAUCGAAGAAGGAGAAAUUUCGAAAUGUCGAAACGAACGCAUUGUUAAUGUGGUGCGACUAGAAGCGUUUUCGUUUGAAAACAACCGACAUUAAUAAUGCCAGUGACAAAUGAAAUAAUAUUACACUCAUUCUACCUUUUUGCAUUAUUUUCUGCUUUUGAAUCAAAAGAUAAUAUCCUGUUUAUAGUUGUGGAUGAUUUGCGCCCAGCACUUGGGUGUUAUAAAGAUCAGAUGGCAUACACUCCAAAUAUUGACACUUUAGCGAAAAACAGUAUUCUCUUUAAUAAUGCUUAUGUGCAGCAAGCUUUGUGUGCUCCCAGUCGGAACUCUUUUUUAACAAGCAGACGUCCAGACACACUUCAUCUGUAUGAUUUUUAUAGCUACUGGCGGAUGGCUGCAGGGAAUUUCACAACUCUCCCACAACACUUCAAAGAGAAUGGCUACCACACCAAGACAAUUGGAAAAAUUUUCCAUCCAGGUAUUGCAUCUAAUUGGAGUGAUGAUCAACCAUACAGUUGGUCUGAGGCCCCCUACCACCCCCCCACUCAACAUUAUAAACAAGCAAGUGUUUGUCCUCAACCAGAUGGUACUUUUGGACGAAAUUUAGUUUGUCCAGUGGAAGUCAAGUUUCAGCCUGGUCACUCACUACCUGACCUGCAGUCUCUCGAAGAAGCCACAAAGUUUCUCCAUGCACAGUCAAAUUCUACUUUGUUACCAUUCUUCUUGGCUGUUGGUUUCCAUAAACCACAUGUGCCUCUUAAGUAUCCAACAAAAUACCGUGAGCUCCAUCCAUUGGAUUCCAUUCAUUUACCGUCUGCACAUUGGCGACCAUCUUUUCUGCCAACGGUAGCAUGGAAUCCCUGGACUGAUCUGAGAGAGAGGGAUGAUGUGGCAGCCCUAAAUGUUUCUUUUCCAUUUGGACCAAUACCCGAUAAUUAUGCUCGACUGGUGAUACAAAGCUACUAUGCAGCCGUGUCUUAUAUUGAUGAUUUGGUAGGCCAGUUGCUCUCAGAACUGGAAGCAGCAGGUCUUCUUAACACUACAAUUAUACUUCUGAUUGGUGACCAUGGAUGGUCAAUGGCCGAACAUGGAGAAUGGUCCAAAUACAGUAACUUUGAGGUCUCUGUGAGAGUCCCUUUUAUCCUUCGUGUGCCAGGGCUGACUGACUCAUUUAAAUUUCAACACAAAGAGUAUCUGUCUAGUAGUGUUCUUGUUGAGUUAGUGGAUAUAUUUCCCACACUGGCUGAGUUGGCAGGCUUACCAAUUGUUCCACCACUCUGUCCGGUCAACUCCAGUCUUGUGAAACUCUGUACAGAAGGGGUCAGUGUAGUUCCUGUUAUACAAGACGCUGUCUUUAGGAAGGUUCAAGGCAUUGAAACGAGAAAUCGGUAUCUUGAACGCAAAUGGAAAACUGGAGUCUUCAGUCAGUAUCCACGACCUGGAGUGUUCCCAACAUUGAAACCAAACAGUGACAAACCUCGCCUGAAGCAGAUUAAAAUAAUGGGGUACUCUUUGCGCACUUUAAGAUAUCGCUACACGGAGUGGGCCUUAUUUGACAGACAGAACUUUAAGCCAGACUGGAAAUAUGUUAUAGCCCGAGAACUGUAUGACCAUCAGUUGGAUCCUGCAGAGAACAUGAAUGUUGCUGAUAGAAGCUUCAUGUCAGAGACAGUGCAUGUACUCAGUAAACAAUUGCGGGCUGGAUGGAGGUACAGUCUGCCCAAACACAUGUUAACAAGGAGUAACUGAACAGAAUGUUGUAAUAUUCAAUGUGUGAGACAAAUACUAUGGUAGGAACCUAGAAGUUGGUAUCUGAUGGAUGUUCCUUGUAUGUCUACAGAAUUGUUGUGAAUAAAUGUUCAGAAUUACGAACUAUUAAUUUAGAAGACAA
Zootermopsis nevadensis is the source of this 1936-nucleotide messenger RNA. RefSeq names its product iduronate 2-sulfatase (gene Ids). Gene Ontology annotation, cellular component: cytoplasm. The record is from RefSeq and is a predicted model, not a curated record. Gene Ontology annotation, molecular function: iduronate-2-sulfatase activity. NCBI's taxonomy places the organism in Eukaryota, Metazoa, Arthropoda, Insecta, Blattodea, Termopsidae.